Messenger RNA from Thrips palmi, 12426 nucleotides. It is a transcript of the gene Dhc36C, whose product is annotated as dynein heavy chain 7, axonemal. Gene Ontology annotation, molecular function: ATP binding; minus-end-directed microtubule motor activity; dynein light intermediate chain binding. Gene Ontology annotation, cellular component: dynein complex. The record is from RefSeq and is a predicted model, not a curated record. Lineage: Eukaryota; Metazoa; Arthropoda; Insecta; Thysanoptera; Thripidae. The transcript has 66 exons. Gene Ontology annotation, biological process: microtubule-based movement. The coding region runs from base 335 to 12337 and encodes 4000 amino acids.
CGAGGAGUAGCUUCUGCUCUGUCUGCCGUCUGCCCUUCAACAGUUUCACGUCGCUGUGAUUGAAAGUAGAACCUUCUAUCUCUCUGUCGACUAGCUCUUGACAGGGUAUUUUCUUCCUUUUGAGUCCAUGCUUGAGUGAUCAAAAUGCAGCACCUAUCGCAAUCGCAAAUUUCUUUGUACAUGACCUACCCUACCAAAACAAUCACCAUGACAACUACUAUAAGUUUCUAUUUGCACCGAUUAGGUGGUUGAGCGUAACAACAAAAGGCUGAGAUGUCUGUUGAUCUUUUUUCCGUUUUAAAACGAAAGAAAGGAAUGUAAUUUAGUCCAUGUCAUGUCUCAGUCACAGAGGCUCCAGACCUCCCCCUCUGCUUCUAAAAGGAGUGUUGCCAGUGAUGCUUUGCCUAAUCUUUCUGCGACUGCUCUGGGUGGAGGGCCACCCAAGGUUCGCCGCCUGUCCUUAUUUCCCCGCAGUGCCACAGAUGUUCAUGAGCUGUUUGCACCCCCAAGAGAGUUGUUGCGAGAGCCAAAACCCAGACGAUUCAAAGCAAAGCCUUGGAAAGAUGCUGUUGAGAAACCAGAGACGGUGGGGAAAUCGUACACUGAGUUGCGCAGAGAAAGAGAGGAGUUUCGUCAGAAGUUGGUGCAACUCAUCUUAUGUGAGGAUGGACCACCAGAUGGAACUGAAGAGAUUGGAGGAACACAACUGGACUUACCGAGUCGGGAAGAAAGAGUUGUUUUACGUUAUUAUUACUAUAUUCGUCAAGGGGUGGACACAGUCCAUGUCACAAGACUUGCCAGUGAGUCUCUAAAGCGCAUCUUGCAUCUUGUUCCCACUAAACUGAAGAAAUGGAAAGAUUUGCGCCGGGCUCUGACUCAGGAAGUGAAGGAGGACUUCCUCAUGAGUGUGAAGAAAGCCAUUGUAGAUUUUGUUCUUCAAGACACUGCUGAGGGUGACAUGAGGAUUCCUGAGGAAGAUACUGAAGAAAGGAGGACUCUUAAAACAAUAAGUAAAUCAUGGAGUGCUUCUUAUGCUGCUGUCCGCAACAAAAAUUUACACAACCUUCAUGCUGUCAAUCCAUGCAUGGCCCAGGUUUUGGACCUUUGGCAAAAGAAUUAUACAGAGUUACGCCUCUUGGAGCUGCAAGAACUUUCAAAAGCCAGAUUAGCCGUUGAUCUGAUGGAAUUUCAAACUUGGAGCAGGAAAGCCAUUGAUUCUGCUAGAAACAAACUCCUGAAUGUCUGGUACCCUUCCAUACAGAGUAUUUAUAGUCAAGGCUACAAGAAGAAACUUGUUCCUAGCACAGAAAAUAAAACAGCCAACAGAAACUUUUUUAAUUGUCUUGCCACUCUAAUGUCAUACCAGUUGCAGUGUUUGGGCUUAUCCUCACUGCAUGAUUACAUGCAUUUCAUCAAUGAUAUUGGGUACUCUAAUCCAGGUUUUAAAGUGCAUUUGAAUCUUCGCCAAAAAACAAUCCAGUUUGAACCUGCCUUCCACAUGUACAGAGAUAUAUUAUGUAAAUUACUAGAUUUAUUGGUGGAAUCUGUUGGGGAUCUCCCUAGAAUGGAAAGUCGACUGUAUGCUGAUUGGGAUGGCCCUGUGGAGGAACUUCAUCCUGUAAUCCCUGAAGACCUAAUUGAGUCAUACAAAGAAAAUAUUAAGGAGCUCAUAGAAGAACACAGAAUAGGUGUUGAAAUGAGAGUAGAAGAUUUUGAUCCCUACAUAAAACUUGUCAACAGUGAGGCUCAAGAAGAACUUGAAGUCUUUUUAUCUGAAGAACACAACUUUGAAGAAUAUUGUGCUGAAGUCAAGAAGUAUUACAAAUUGCAAGUGGAAAUGCCAAUGAACCUAGAACACACAAUAACAAUGGGUAUAUUUGAUAUGCACCGAGCAGAAUUUAUUGGUGCUUUGGUUCACUCUGCAAAGAACCUCAAAGAGCAGCUGCUGGCCCGCAUGACUCAAGACUACCAAGAAAUGUGUAAAAAACUAGGUGAGGAGUAUGCAGAUAUUGCUGAACGAGCCCUCACAGUGCCAGAAUCUACUGAAGAAUUAAUGGCAUUAAUUGAAUAUGUGCAAGCAGUUGAGAGUGAUACUGUUGUGGAAAUGGAAGAUCGGCUUCGUGUUGUUGUGUCUUACAUGCUUUUCCUUGCUGAUUACACUACUUACUCUCCUAUUGAAAUGAAACACAAUUCCAUCACACUUCAGUGGUACAAUCGAAUGCCCAGUGUAUUUGAUGAUAACAGAGCAAUGUGUGAACAGAAAACAGUUGAAUUCCAAGAAGCAUUAAAGAUGAAAAUUGAAAGUUUUACUGCUGAUUUGGAGGCUUAUGCUAAACAAGUUGAGGAAUUCCCUAGCUAUGGUGAUGUUGAUGACCUACCAAAAUAUUUUAAGAAAAUGAAUCAACUAGAUGCUAAACUAGAGCAAGCAUUUGAACGUAUAGAACAAUUCAAUGCUGAAGAACGUGCUUUUAGCUUUGAAGAAACAGAUUAUCCUACAUUAAAAAUGCUCAAUGAAGCUCUUGGACCAUACAAGAAGCUGUAUUCAAAUGGCAUGGACUUUGUGGAGAAACAUCUAAUGUGGAUGUCUCAUCAAGUAGGUUCAUUUGAACCAGAGGAGAUAGAGAAUGAGACAGGUGCCUGCUAUCGCAACAUACACAAGUUGGAGAAAGCAUUGAAUGAUGCCCCAGCUGCAAAGAACCUUGCCACUGUUCUACUAGAGAAAAUAGACGAAUUUAAACAGCAUCAGCCAAUCAUAAAUACUCUUGGAAAUCCAGGCAUGAAAACAAGACAUUGGGAACAGGUGUCUGAAUUGGUUGGUUUUCCUCUCCGAGCCGACCCUGAUUUGACUUUAGCUCGUGUACUAGACUUAGGUCUUGAUGAAUAUGUACCUCGUUUGGAAGUCAUAAGUGAGUCAGCAACUAAAGAAAAUAAUUUAGAAAAGACUCUUGACAAGAUGAUGAAAGAGUGGGGAGAUAUGGAAUUUAUUGUUGUUCCUUAUAGGGACUCUGGAACAUAUAUUUUAUCCAGUGUGGAUGACAUUCAAUUAAUGUUAGACGAUCAUAUAACUAAGGUGCAAACAAUGAAAAAUUCACCCUAUAUCAAGCCUUUUGAGCAAACAAUACAAGUCUGGGAAGGUAAACUAAUGUUACUUCAAGAUGUUUUGGAUGACUGGCUCAAAGUGCAGAGCACUUGGUUGUAUUUAGAACCAAUUUUCUCUUCACCUGAUAUUCAACAGCAAAUGCCUGAAGAAGGAAGACGAUUUUCAGCUGUCGAUAAGGUGUGGAAAGAUAUCAUGAAAGCAGUCUUAACAGAUUUGCAUGUCCUGGUUGUUCUUGAAAUUGAGAAGUUAUCAGAACGCUUGAAAAAGAGCAAUCAAUUGUUGGAGCUAAUUCUCAAAGGCCUUAAUGAGUAUCUGGAGAAAAAACGUGCAUUCUUUCCAAGAUUCUAUUUUCUGUCUAAUGAAGAAUUACUUGAAAUACUUUCUGAAACCAAAGAUCCCACUCGAGUUCAGCCCCAUUUGAAAAAAUGUUUUGAAGGUAUAGCCAAGCUCACUUUUACUGAUGAUCUGGAUGUGACUGUGAUAAAAUCUAGUGAGGGUGAAGAGGUGGCACUGGUUGAUGUCAUAUCCACAAGCAAGGCUCGUGGGCAAGUUGAAAAGUGGCUUCUUGAACUCGAAGCGGAUAUGAAGAAAAGUGUUAGAAAGAUGGUUUGUGAUGCGAUGGAGGCUUAUCCAACAAAAGCUCGUUCAGAGUGGGUGUUUGACUGGCCUGGCCAAACGGUUCUAUGUGUUGCAAUGACUUAUUGGACUUCCCAAGUUCAUGAAAGCAUAAGAGGCGGUGAAAAGGGCUUGCAAGCCUUCCUUGAAAAGAGCAAUUUUGAAAUAGGUCAAAUAAUUGAAUUGGUUAGAGGCAAACUAUCAACGCAAACGCGUAUAACUUUGGGUGCCCUUGUGGUUUUGGAUGUCCAUGCUCGAGAUGUUUUAGCAGGCUUGGUUAAUCAGAAGGUAUCUAGAGAGGAUGAUUUUGCUUGGCUCUGUCAGCUUAGAUACUAUUGGGAAGAAGACCAAAUGGCUACUCGGAUGAUAAGUGCCCAAUUGAUGUAUGGGUAUGAGUACUUGGGUAAUUCACCUCGUCUUGUCAUAACGCCAUUGACAGAUCGUUGUUAUCGCACUCUCUUUGGAGCUCUGCAACUACAUCUUGGAGGAGCCCCUGAGGGCCCCGCAGGAACUGGAAAAACAGAAACAACCAAAGAUCUGGCAAAAGCUGUUGCAAAGCAGUGUGUUGUUUUUAACUGCUCCGAUGGUCUUGAUUAUAUUGCACUCGGAAAGUUCUUUAAGGGCUUAGCAUCUUGCGGAGCAUGGGCUUGUUUUGAUGAAUUUAAUCGUAUUGAUUUGGAAGUUUUGUCAGUAGUAGCUCAACAAAUCCUGACCAUUCAACGUGGAAUCAAUUCAGGAACUGAACGGAUUAUGUUUGAAGGUUCAGAUAUUCCUCUUGACCCUACUUGUUCUGUUUUCAUUACUAUGAAUCCUGGUUAUGCUGGUAGAUCUGAACUACCAGACAACCUUAAGGCUUUGUUCCGGUCUGUUGCUAUGAUGGUUCCAGACUAUGCCAUGAUAUCAGAAAUAGUACUGUAUUCAUGUGGCUUCAUCAAUGCCAGACCCCUAGCUGUGAAAAUUGUUGCCACUUACAAACUAUGCUCAGAGCAGCUUUCAUCUCAGUGUCAUUAUGACUACGGAAUGCGAGCAGUGAAAUCAGUUUUGAUUGCUGCGGGGAACUUAAAGCUGAGAUAUCCUGAAGAAUCAGAAGAUAUAUUGAUGCUGCGCUCCAUCAAAGAUGUUAAUCUGCCUAAGUUUUUGACUCAUGACUUACCUCUGUUUCUUGGAAUCACUUCUGAUCUAUUCCCUGGUGUCAUCCUACCCAAACCAUCAUAUGAUGUGUUGAACAAAGAAGUACGAGCUGCCUGCCAGUCAGCCAACAUCCAAUGUACUGAUCACUUUUUAGAAAAAGUUCAGCAAAUUUAUGAAAUGAUGAUUGUUCGCCACGGUUUUAUGAUUGUGGGCUUACCAUUUGGUGGAAAAACAACAGCUUACAGAAUGCUUGCUGAUGCCUUGGGAAAAAUUGAAGAAAGUGGAGAAAUGGAGGAAAAUAAAGUACAAAUUACUGUUAUAAACCCUAAGUCUAUCACUAUGGGUCAGUUGUAUGGUCGGUUCGACCCAGCAUCUCAUGAAUGGUCUGACGGUGUUUUGGCUAUUUGCUACCGCCAGUUUGCAGCUUCAACAUCACCUGAUAGGAAAUGGUUGAUAUUUGAUGGGCCUGUGGAUGCUAUUUGGAUUGAAAACAUGAAUACUGUGUUGGAUGACAAUAAAAAAUUAUGCCUUAUGUCUGGUGAAAUAAUUCAGUUGUCUCCAACCACUAAUCUUAUUUUUGAGCCAAUGGACUUGGAGGUGGCCUCUCCUGCUACGGUUUCCCGUUGUGGAAUGAUAUACAUGGAGCCUUCCACUCUGGGCUGGGAAGUCAUCGUGGUAUCAUGGUUGAAUACUUUACCCACAGCAAUCAAUGAUCAUAACAAGACUAUGAUUAAGUCUAUGUUUUUGCGAUUUUGCCCACCUCUUCUUUGGAUAAUUAGGAGAGGAUACACAAAGGAAAUUUCUCCCACUCUUGAUUCUAAUCUUGUUCGAUCGCUUACAAGAAUUUUUGAUUGUUAUAUGGAUGAUUUUGGAGAUCCUGCUUUUGUAGAAGGUAUCUCAGACUUGGAUAUUAGAGCCCAGCUAGAGGGUGUGUUUUUCUUUUCAUGCAUUUGGGCUUUGGGGGGCAACUUAGAUUCUGCAAGCAGAGAGAAGUUCAGCACGCUAUUUCGGGGUUUGCUUGAAAAAGAAUUUCCUGCAAAACUUAAGUCAGACUUUGGACUUUUAGAAAAUGUUCCUCCACCUGUGAAAAACUACAUUUUUACCAUUCCAACUGAUGGCCAGGUGUUUGACUACAAAUUCAUUAAAGAGGGUAAAGGAAAGUGGAAACUGUGGGCAGAUGAUCUUGCUAACUGCCCCCCUAUUCCACGUGAUGUUCCUGUUAAUCAGAUCAUAGUUCCUACUAUAGAGACAAUACGAUGCACCACUCUUAUGAUGAUGCUCUCCACUCACAUGAAGCCUUUGAUGUUAAUUGGUCCAACUGGAACAGGAAAAUCAGUGUACACCUCAGAUUUUCUCUUGAAGAAGCUUGAUUCCAAUCAGUACAAGGCCCUCUUUAUUAACUUUUCUGCUCAAACAUCGGCAAAUCAGACCCAGGACAUCAUAAUGAGUAAACUGGAUAAGCGACGGAAAGGUGUUUAUGGACCACCAUUGGGCAAAGUUUGUGUUGUCUUUAUUGAUGAUGUGAGCAUGCCUAUGAAGGAGACCUAUGGUGCACAGCCACCUAUUGAAAUUUUGAGACAGCUCCUAGACCAUGAACAGUGGUAUGAUCGCAAGGACAUUGUGCCCAUGAAAAUAGUUGAUUUAUUGAUGAUGUGUGCAAUGGGUCCACCUAGUGGAGGCAAUACUGUUACACCACGAUUUUCUAGACAUUUCAACCAACUCUGUAUUAAUGAAUUUAAUGAUGAAACUAUGAUAGCUAUUUUCAGCAAAAUUAUGCUAUGGCACCUUGACACAAGGGGUUUCAGCAAGGAGUUUGAUCCAUGUAUCGAUGAAAUAGUUCUUGCCACAUUAGAUGUCUACAAACAAAGUUUAUCAAACUUACUUCCAACUCCCACCAAAUCUCAUUAUUUGUUCAAUCUCCGAGACUUCUCAAGAGUUAUUCAGGGUGUGCUCCUUUCUGUUCCUGAGACAAUGGAGGAUCUCAUUGCUAUGAAAAGGUUGUGGGUUCAUGAAGUGCUUCGUGUUUACUAUGACCGCUUAGUUGAUGACAACGACCGCUCUUGGUUAAUAAACACAUUACAUGCAAUUUGUAAGCCAAGGCUAUCAGAGGACUUGAACAAAAUGUUCUCUCGAAUAGCUACCCCAGGGCAACCUGUCGGUGAAGCUGAACUCCGGAAAUUAAUAUACUGCGACUUUACUGAUCCAAAAGCUGACACACGUCAUUAUCUAGAAGUUCAAGAUUUGGAUCACCUCAGGGGUGUAACUGAAGGCUAUCUCGUUGAAUUUAAUAACAUGACAAAAAAACCUAUGAACCUUGUUCUCUUUAGGUUUGCUGUAGAGCACUUAUCUCGGAUAUGCCGAAUUCUGAAACAGCCAAGGAGUCAUGGUCUUCUUGUUGGAGUGGGUGGUUCUGGAAGGCAGUCCCUUACUAGACUAGCAACACACAUAUCAGAAUAUGACUUUUAUCAGGUUGAGAUGACUAGGACAUAUGGAUCUGAUGAGUGGCACGAAGAUCUGAAGAACAUUCUAAGCAAGACAGCAGGCACUGAUGUCCAUGGCGUUUUCCUGUUUACUGACACUCAAAUCAAGGAAGAAACCUUCCUAGAAGAUAUAAAUAACUUGCUGAAUUCUGGGGAAGUUCCAAAUCUUUUCCCAUCGGAUGAGAAAAUGGAAAUCUGUGAAAAGAUGAGAGUUCUUGACCGCCAAAAGGAAAAGUCUCAGCAGACUGAUGGAAGUCCUGUUGCUUUGUUCAAUAUGUUUGCUCAAAUUGUUAGAGAACAACUGCACAUUGUAUUAGCAAUGAGUCCUAUUGGUGAUGGAUUCCGCAACAACAUCCGCAAAUUCCCAUCUAUUGUUAAUUGUUGCACAAUCGAUUGGUUCCAGCCGUGGCCGGAAGAUGCACUUCAGGCGGUUGCAACACGAUUCCUAAGUGAAAUUGAGCUUCCACAUUCUGAAAGAGAGGCUUGUAUUGAAACUUGCAAAAUGUUUCAUACCAGUACUCACUCUCUAUCAAGGGAAAUGUUGACAAGAUUCAAUCGAAAAAGCUAUGUUACACCAACUUCUUAUCUUGAACUAAUUUCCACUUUUAAGACUCUUUUGUCCAAAAAAAGAUCAGACAUCCUCACUGUCAAAUCAAGGUACGAAGUUGGGCUUGGGAAGUUGGAUAGCGCUGCUGAACAAGUAGGACUCAUGCAAAAUGAACUAGUUGCAUUGCAGCCAAAGUUGCUUGAGGCUUCAGCUCAGGUUCAGGUCAUGAUGGCCAAAGUUGAGUCAGAAAGUGCUGAUGUUGCAAAGGUUGCAGAGGUAGUAAAAGCAGAUGAAGAGGUUGCCAAUGAACAGGCAGCAGCUGCCCAGGCUAUCAAGGAUGAAUGUGAUGCUGACUUGGCAGAGGCAUGGCCUAUAAUGGAGGCUGCCCUGGCAGCACUUAACACACUCACUCCAGCAGACAUUACUGUAGUGAAAGCAAUGAAGAACCCUCCCAAAGGUGUCAAGAUUGUCAUGGAAGCUAUCUGUAUCCUCAAGGAAGUUAAACCAGAUCGUAUUCCAGACCCCACUUCUGGAAAGAUGACAGAAGACUACUGGGGCCCUUCAAAGAGAGUUUUGAACGACAUUAAAUUCCUAGAAAGCUUGAUUUUGUAUGAUAAAGACAAUAUACCACCUGCCAUUAUGCAGAAAUUGUUUAAAUCAAUUCUGAAUGAUGAAAGUUUUGAUCCUGACAAGAUCAAGUCUGCAUCUACUGCUGCUGAGGGCUUAUGCAAAUGGGUUAUAGCGAUUUCCAAAUAUGAUAAAGUAGCUAAAGUAGUUGCACCUAAAAAGGCUCGAUUGGCAAUAGCUGAGGGUCAGUAUUCAGUGGCCAUGCAAGCAUUGGAGGUGAAACGGAAUCAACUGAAAGAAGUUCAAGAUAAGUUAAAGAAACUGGAAGAUGUUCUGGAAUUGAACAAAAGUCGCAUGCAAGAACUUCAAGAUGACACGGAUCUUUGUAAACUUAAACUUCAAAGAGCUGAGGAAUUGAUUGGAGGCUUGGGUGGAGAGAAAUCAAGAUGGAUGUCCACAGCUAAAGCGUUAGGAGAGCGUUAUUACAUGUUAACUGGUGAUGUUUUGAUUGGGGCUGGUGUUGUGGCCUAUCUGGGGCCAUUCCCUGCUCAAAUGAGAGCAAAGCAAAUUUCAGAAUGGAUUCAGUUGGUGUCUAGUUUUAGCAUAGUUUGCUCAUCUGAUUUUGCUCUGACUACCACUCUAGGAGAUGCAGUGGAAAUUCGUCAAUGGAAUAUAUUUGGACUACCAACUGAUUCAUUCUCUGUAGAAAAUGCCAUUAUUGUCAAAAAUGCUCGUCGUUGGCCUUUAAUUAUUGAUCCACAAGGUCAAGCCAACCGCUGGAUUAAAAAUAUGGAGAAAGCUAACAAUUGUUCUGUUGUUCGAUUAUCAAAUCCCGACUACAUGCGUGUGCUGGAAAAUUGUAUCCAAUUCGGUCAGCCUGUCCUUAUGGAAAACUUGGGAGAAGAUCUGGAUGCUGUUCUGGAACCCCUACUUCUUCGACAAGUUUUUAAACAAGGAGCAGGAAUGUGUAUAAAACUAGGAGAUAGUGUUGUAGAGUAUAAUGACAAUUUCCGAUUUUAUAUGACAACAAAACUGCGAAAUCCACACUACUUACCAGAAAUAGCUGUGAAAGUCACACUCUUGAACUUCAUGAUUACACCUGAUGGGUUGCAAGACCAGCUGUUGGGUAUAGUCGUUGCCAAAGAACGACCUGAUCUGGAAGCUGAAAAGAACCAGCUUAUUGUUCAAGGAGCAGAAAAUAAGAGAAUGCUGCAGGAGAUUGAGGAUAAAAUAUUGUUUGUCUUAUCAUCUUCUGAGGGCAAUAUACUUGAAGAUGAAACAGCUGUUCAAAUCCUUAGUUCAUCUAAAUCUCUUGCCAAUGAAAUAGCUGAGAAACAAUCAGUUGCUGAAGUGACUGAAAAAUCAAUUGAUUCUGCCAGACUAGUCUACUCUCCCAUUGCGGUGCACUCAACCAUUCUCUUCUUCACGACAGCGGACUUGGCAAAUAUUGACCCAAUGUACCAGUAUUCUUUGUCAUGGUUUGUUAAUUUAUUCAAAAUGACUAUUGAUAACACAGAUCCUGUAGAUGAAGUAAAUCAACGAAUUGUCGGUCUCAUCAAUGGUUUUACCUAUGCUCUGUAUUGCAAUAUCUGUCGCAGUCUUUUUGAAAAGGACAAGCUCCUGUUUUCUUUGGUACUAUGUGUUAAUUUAAUGAAACAAGAAAACAAAGUAAAUGGGGAGGACUGGAUGUUUUUCCUAACAGGAGGAGUGGGCUUGGAUAAUCCACAUCCCAACCCAACCGUAUGGUUGGAUUCUCCUUCUUGGGACACUAUGUGUCGUUUGGAUGACAUUCCCUCAUUCCAAGGUAUACGUGCUGAUUUUGAAAGUAACGUAGGAGCGUGGAAGUCAUAUUUUGACAGCGCAGAGCCUCAAAACACAGCCAUCCCUGGAUCCUGGAAUACAAAGCUAAAUGAAUUCCAAAAACUUCUCAUUUUGAGAGCCUUACGAGCUGAUAAAGUUGUCUCAGGCAUUCAGAAUUAUCUUUCCGCCAAUAUGGGAAGCAAAUUUGUGGAGCCACCACCUUUUGAUUUGAUUUCAUCAUUCAAUGACUCGCAUAGCUGCAUUCCUCUCAUAUUCAUUUUGACUCCGGGUGCAGAUCCUACAGCAAUUCUCUUGAAAUUUGCUGAUGAUCAGGGAUUUGGUACCAAUCGCUUAUUUUCUCUGUCACUGGGACAAGGCCAAGGGCCAAUAGCAGUGAAACUGAUAGAGGAAGGUGUGAAAAGCGGUACAUGGGUUGUUUUGCAAAAUUGCCAUCUGGCCAAAAGCUUCAUGCCUACACUGGAAAAGAUUGUGGAAAACUUGUCACCCGAAAACACUCAUCCUGACUUUCGUUUAUGGUUGACUUCCUAUCCUACUGAACAUUUCCCUGUACUGGUUCUGCAAAAUGGUGUGAAAAUGACCAAUGAGCCACCUAAAGGACUGCGGGCCAAUAUAAUUCGGUCCUUCUUGAGCGAUCCUAUUACAGACCCAGAGUGGUUUGAAAGUUGUCAUCAGAGCGACAUAUUCAAACAAAUGUUGUUUGCUCUGUGCUUUUUCCAUGCUGUGGUUCAAGAGCGACGCAAAUUUGGUCCUCUUGGCUGGAACUUCCCCUAUGAGUUCAAUGAAACAGAUUUGCGAAUAAGCGUACAGCAACUUCACAUGUUCUUGGAUUUGUAUGAGGAGGUCCAAUAUGAUGCUCUUCGAUAUCUUACUGGUGAAUGCAACUACGGUGGAAGAGUGACAGAUGACUGGGAUAGAAGGUGCUUGAACACCAUCCUCUCAAAGUUUUAUUGUUCUGAACUUGUAGGAAAUGCUGAUUAUGCCUUUGAUCCAUCUGGAAAGUACAAAGUGCCAAUUUAUAAAGAAUAUGAGGCUUACCUUUCAUAUAUCAAGAGCCUCCCCUUGAUAACACAUCCUGAGGUGUUUGGGAUGAAUGAAAAUGCUGAUAUAAUCAAAGAUCAGCAGGAGACAAGUCUUCUGUUGUCUACAAUACUUCUGACUGAGGAUAGAGUUGAUCUCUUAGCAUUAGAGAAGAUGGAAGCGGAUGUGGCUGCAGCUGGGACUGGAAAGAAGUCUCAAGAUGAGGUCGUCAUUGAGCAAUCUGCCGAUAUCAUCAGCAGGCUGCCAGCCAACUUCGAUACGGAAAUUGCAAUUUUGAAGUACCCAACAAUGUACGAACAGUCCAUGAAUACGGUUCUUAUUCAAGAAAUGGGUCGGUUCAAUAUUUUAUUGACAUGUAUUAGGGAAAGUUUAAUCAGUGUUCAAAAGGCAAUCAAAGGAGAAAUAGUCAUGUCCUUAGAAUUGGAAGGUGUGGUGAACAGUCUUCUUACUUCAAGGAUUCCUGCUGUAUGGGCCAAAAAGUCGUACCCUUCACUAAAACCACUUGGGAGUUAUAUAAAUGAUUUUCUUCUGAGGUUGGAAUUUCUUCAGAAAUGGUAUGACAAUGGCCCCCCAGCAGUUUUCUGGUUGUCUGGAUUUUACUUCACUCAAGCAUUUAUGACAGGAGCCCAACAAAACUAUGCCAGGAAAUACUCUAUUCCUAUUGAUUUACUCACUUAUGAUUUUGAGGUUCUUGUUGAUGAAAAACCACAGAGUCCACCUUCUGAUGGUGUCUAUAUUCAUGGUCUUUUCCUUGAUGGAGCCCGCUGGAAUCGUGAUAGCAAAACUUUAGAUGAGUCAUAUCCUAAAAUUUUGUCAGACCCAGUGCCUGUGAUUUGGUUCCAACCUAUCAAAGUUGCAGAUGUGAAGGAGAGGGGUACUUAUAACUGUCCCCUUUACAAAACAAGUGAGAGGCGUGGGGUCCUUGCUACCACAGGUCAUUCCAGCAACUUCAUCAUUGCUAUAAAAAUCCCCACAUCCAAACCACCAGAUCAUUGGAUAUUGAGGGGCACUGCUCUGCUGUGCCAGCUUUCUUCCUGAUGAAGUUUAUUGAUAAAUUUGCUAUUUUAGUUGCAAAGUUGUGUGUCAUUAGUUAAAAGGAUUAAAAUUAAAAAGGAUUUUUUAAGUAA